Quercus lobata is the source of this 2162-nucleotide messenger RNA. RefSeq names its product UDP-glycosyltransferase 87A1-like. NCBI's taxonomy places the organism in Eukaryota, Viridiplantae, Streptophyta, Magnoliopsida, Fagales, Fagaceae. Bases 651 to 2018 code for a protein of 455 amino acids. The transcript is spliced from 2 exons. Gene Ontology annotation, molecular function: quercetin 3-O-glucosyltransferase activity; quercetin 7-O-glucosyltransferase activity. The record is from RefSeq and is a predicted model, not a curated record.
UGCACCCCUGACUCGACCCAGCUGGCUACUCAGGUACACUCAGCCCACUCAUUUCUUAACUUUCCCAACUCACUUACCUCGACUUCUCUGAUAACUCUUUCUUUGGUCCUAUACCUUCUUCCAUUUCAUCUCUUUCAAACCUCCAAACCCACUCUCUCCGAUCCAACUCGUUCUCUGGCUCACUCCCUGUAUCUAUUACCAACCUUAAAUCUCUUGACUCGUUGGAACUUUCUCAUAAUUCUCUAACUGGGUUUCUUCCAAACUCAAUCAACUCGCUUUUGAAUUUGAGACGACUCGAUUUGAGUUACAACAAACUCACUGGGUCACUCCCACCAAACUUGCUUGAACUCGCUCUAAAGCACAAUUCUUUAUUUGGGUAUCUCUCAAACUCGUCUUUUGACGGGUUGACUAUCAGUUGGAAGGUGUGGAACUCAGCAAAUACUCAUUCACGGGGACACUACAAGCUUGGUUUUUUCUGUUGCCGUCACUUCAACAAGUUGACUUAGCCAAUAACAGCUUAACACGUGUUGAGGUUUGGAAGCCCACCGGUGGCAACAGCAACCUCGUGGCCAUUGAUUUGGGAUUCAACGGCAUUGAUCGGUACUUGCCUGUGAAUUUCGUUAGCUAUCCUCUGUUAGCGUCUCUGAAUAAUGAGUUCUGUCAAAGCUAAACCAGCCACGCAGUGCCACGUGGUGGCCAUGCCUUAUCCCGGCCGCGGCCACAUCAACCCCAUGAUGAACCUAUGCAAAACACUUGCUUCGAAAAACAGCAAUAUCCUCGUCACCUUCGUUGUCACCGAAGAAUGGCUCGGUUUCAUCGGCUCCGAUCCUAAGCCCGACAACAUUCGCUUCGGCACAAUUCCUAACGUUAUCCCAUCAGAGUUAGUCCGCGCUGCUGACGUUUACUCCUUCACCAAAGCUACCAGGACGAAGUUGGAAGCUCCAUUUGUGCGGCUCCUUGAUCAGCUUGAGCCUCCGGUUACAGUUAUCGUGGCUGAUACUUUUCUUUUCUGGGCAGUUGGAGUUGGGAACCGAAGGAAUAUUCCGGUGGCAUCGUUUUGGCCUAUGUCACAGUCCAUGUUCACCAUCAUGCAACAUGCGGAUCUUUUAGUCAAAAAUGGCCAUUUACCAGCUGACUCAGCAAAAUCCAAGGAGCAUGUAGAUUACAUCCCUGGAAUUUCUUCCAUACAAUUAGUGAAUAUUCCUUUUGAUUGGACAAACCAACAAACGAUGCAAAGGAUUCUCAAAGUUCUUCCAUGGGUAAACAAAGCACAAUUUCUCUUACUGACUUCCAUUUAUGAGCUCGAAUCCAAAGUAUUUGAUGUUCUAAAAGCAAAAUUCUCAUUCCCGGUAUAUGCUAUGGGUGAAAUCGUACCUAACAUUGAUUUUGGUGAAAACACAAACCACAAUGACAACAACUAUUUACAUUGGCUAGAUUGCCAACCUAGAAGUUCCGUUCUGUAUGUUUCAAUGGGAAGUUUUCUUUCAGUUUCUAUUGCCCAAAUGGAUGAAAUUGCAGUUGGUUUGCGUGAUAGUGGUGUUAGAUUCUUUUGGGUGGCGCGUGAUGAGACUAGCAAAUUGAAAGAGCUUUGUGGUCAUUUAGGAUUAGUAGUACCUUGGUGCAAUCAAUUGAGGGUCUUAUCUCAUUCUUCUGUUGGGGGCUUUUUGUCACAUUGUGGGUGGAGUUCCACUCGAGAAGGAAUGUUAUGUGGUCUUCCUUUUCUUACAUUUCCCAUAGUCUUUGAUCAAAUCUUGAAUAGUAAACUAAUUGUGGAAGAUUGGAAAACUGGGUGGAGGGUGAAGCAAGAUAUGGGAAUGGAUAAUUUGGUGACAAGAGUGGAAAUAUCAAGGCUAGUGCAGAAAUUUAUGAAUUUGGAAAAUGAUGAAGGGAAAGAAAUUAGGACAAGAGCAAGCGAAUUUCAAUGGAUGUGUCAACAUGCAAUUGCAAAAGGAGGAUCAUCUGAAACCAGCAUCAAUGCCUUCAUCCAGGACCUUUCACAUUGCAUGGUUAUUGAGUAGAAAGUAACUUUUUUGUUCUGCAUGACCACAAAAUGUCAUGCCUUCUUCACAGUUAUCUAUGGAGUUUUCAAGACCUUAAGCUUGAUAACAGUAAAAAAAAAAUUAAAAUAAUAAUGAGCCAAAUAGGUUGGACUUACAACUACU